CAACAAAACAAGUUGUUUAGAAUUGCAAAGUGCCAAAGUGAAUGUGUUUGUAAUUGUAGUUGGACGAGAUAUAUUUGCAUACAUUUUUAAAGAUAGCUUGCUUUUAUUAAUUGAUUAACAUUCUGACAAUGAAUGUAUCUGAAUAUGUGAUUGGUGGUUUGGCUAAUGUGGGUGCAACGCUUUUUACAAAUCCCAUUGAUGUCAUCAAGACGCGCAUACAACUGCAAGGCGAACUGGCGGCGCGUGGCACAUACGUAGAGCCAUAUAAAGGCAUCUUCCAUGGACUUGUAACAAUAGCGCGUAACGAUGGUUUAUUGGGCUUGCAGAAAGGUCUGGUGCCGACUAUGUACUUUCAGUUUGUCGUAAAUGCCUUUAGACUGGGCAUUUAUAGCACCGCGAACAAUAUGCAAUGGACACGCGAUAAAAAUGGUGAUGAAUCUUUCGGUUUGGGUCUCUUUUGGGGUGCUGGUGGCGGCGCUGUGGGCGCAUACUUUUCCAGUCCGUUUUUUAUGGAGUUUAAGAAAGUAGUUAUUUAA
Messenger RNA from Rhagoletis pomonella (apple maggot), 536 nucleotides. RefSeq names its product solute carrier family 25 member 35-like. The transcript is spliced from 4 exons. The record is from RefSeq and is a predicted model, not a curated record. Lineage: Eukaryota; Metazoa; Arthropoda; Insecta; Diptera; Tephritidae. The coding region runs from base 129 to 536 and encodes 135 amino acids.